Messenger RNA from Magnusiomyces paraingens, 846 nucleotides. RefSeq lists its product as uncharacterized. Gene Ontology annotation, cellular component: plasma membrane. The coding region runs from base 1 to 846 and encodes 281 amino acids. The record is from RefSeq and is a predicted model, not a curated record. Gene Ontology annotation, molecular function: acetate transmembrane transporter activity. The transcript has a single exon. Lineage: Eukaryota; Fungi; Ascomycota; Dipodascomycetes; Dipodascales; Dipodascaceae.
AUGUCCGAAUCAAAGCUCUCAUCUACAAACGAAGAAUACCAUAUCUCUCCACACCCAAACCAUGACUUUAUCGCCUCUUCUCAAGGUAUCUGCAGAGUCCUCACAUCUGACACCCAUGUCCAAUUAGGAGGAAUGACCUUCCAUAAGGAUGAAUUCAUGAGAGCAUUUGAAGGUUACCUCAACCCAGGUUUUUCAAAAGCUCCAACUCACAAGUUUGGUAACCCAGUCCCCAUGGGUGUUGCAUCCUUCUGUAUCCCAGUCUUUAUCAUGUCUCUUGUCAACCUUAAUGCCCGUGGCGUCUCUAACGGUCAAGGAAUGUUUGGUAUCGCUCUCUUUUAUGCUGGUCUUAUUGAGUUGGUUGCUGGCAUGUGGUGUAUUGCUUUGGAAAAUGCUUGGGCUGGAACCCUUCUUUCUUCCUUUGCUGGCUUUUGGUUUUCUUACUCUAUGAUUAUCGUCGAUGUCUUUGGAAUUUCCUCUUCUUAUUCUUCUACAGGUGAACUUAGUAACUUUGUUGGCUUUCUUCUCUUGGCAUUUUCAAUUUUCUCUACAAUCAUGUGGAUUCUUACCUUCAGAUCAACUUGGGUUCUUUGCACUAUGAUGUUCUUUGUUGCCCUCACACAUACUACCCUCUGUGCAUCAAAGCUUGCUUACUCUGCAAGCGUUGUUGCUGCUGACCAUCUCACCAAAGCUGCUGGUGUUUUUGGUAUCAUCACAUCUUGCUUUGGAUUUUACAUCAUUUAUGAAGGUCUGGCUACUAAUGAAAACGCUCUUUUCGUUCCUCCUGUUCUUCUCAUGCCUUCAACUGUCACUGGACGUGAAAAGGUUGUUGAUGAUGAACACCCUUAA